This is a messenger RNA of Salvelinus sp. IW2-2015, 2603 nucleotides long. Its product is annotated as mitoferrin-2. The record is from RefSeq and is a predicted model, not a curated record. Gene Ontology annotation, molecular function: ferrous iron transmembrane transporter activity. NCBI's taxonomy places the organism in Eukaryota, Metazoa, Chordata, Actinopteri, Salmoniformes, Salmonidae. Gene Ontology annotation, biological process: iron import into the mitochondrion. Gene Ontology annotation, cellular component: mitochondrial membrane.
GCCACAUUGCUUCAUGACGCAGCCAUGAACCCAUCUGAAGUGGUGAAGCAGCGUUUGCAGAUGUAUAACUCUCCGUACCGCGGCGUGAUGGACUGUGUGCGUGCCGUGUGGCAGAGAGAGGGUGCCGCAGCCUUUUACCGCUCCUACACCACCCAGCUCACCAUGAACGUGCCUUUCCAGGUGCUCCACUUCAUGACCUACGAGUCCCUCCAGGAGCUCCUCAACCCCCACAGACAGUACAACCUCUCCUCACACAUGGUGUCUGGAGCCCUGGCCGGGGCCAUUGCUGCUGCAGCCACCACCCCUCUGGAUGUCUGCAAGACCCUGCUCAACACCCAGGAGUCCCUGGUGGGGCUCCCCGCUGCAGGCCAGGGUGGAGGUCAGGGGACACACAGACACAUCACAGGCCUGGCCCAUGCCUUCCGGACAGUGUACAGGCUGGGCGGCCUGCCUGGGUUCUUUAAAGGAGUCCAGGCCAGGGUGAUCUAUCAGAUGCCCUCCACAGCCAUCAGCUGGUCUGUCUAUGAGUUCUUCAAGUACGGAAUCACCAAGCACCAGCACGAGAAGAGGAUAGCGCAGCGGAAGGAGGGAGGGAGAGAAGUAGAGAAGGAAAAAUAAAGAAAAUCCUCUUCAUUCAGCCAUCUCUCUUUGCCAUCUCUUCCGUUUUCUCUCUAUCAACCCCCUUCCUUUGCCCUUCGGAGCAAGCAGGUGUUCAGAGCAAGGGAGAAUUGAGAGGAACAGUGGAGAGGAAGAAUCGAUACGCACAUAAACYAACCAAUACCCUCUUUACCCCGUUCAGACAGCCAAUAAGAAAGAGACUUUCAGAUGUGGUUCAACUAAUAACAUCCCUGCUAAACUGUUUGCAACUGAAAAUUUACAAUUUCCUAUGAAAGUGAAUAUGUCAUGUAUUGACACUACUUUAUCAACGCACAUAAAUGCUAACCAGAACAAUUGUUGAUUCUGUUUUGCUAGUCUCCAGUGAGUUUUGUUAAAUAUUUUGCUAAUGAGUUUCCAAUCCCUUUCAUAAGAAUUGUUGUGAUGAAUUUGACAACCGCUGUCCUAACUGUCCGUGUUAAAGGUAGACUCAGCAAUAUAACAUCAUUCUACACACCUGGGCCAAUUCCUGCUGAUAGAAAUUAACAAAAUUCCCUUAUUGAGGUGCAGAUUGAAAGAGCCAUCAGAUUUGGAUUCGGUUUUUGUUGAUAUGUGUAAGCAGGAAGUGUCCCAGCUUUGUAUGAUGUUAUAUUGCGGAGUACCUGUAAAGUUAAUUGUUGCGUUAACUGUAUGUGGAUGAGAAUGUUGUUCACUGUAAACCCCACCAGGGGCCACUGUGCUCCUCUCAAUAAUGCUGGAGUAAUAUGAUGAGGUGUGAGUGACAGUCUGCCUUUAGGGGGCGUUAGUGUUGCUUUGUAAACCCAGGCAAUAGUUUAUAGGCUUCAGGUACAAGUUGGCCUUAACCCCAGAUCUAGAAUCAGUUUGUCGUUUCUCAAUUCUUAUGUUAACUGUUGAGGGUAUGAAAGAAUAUCUAAUCCUAGACCAAUGGUUAGGAGCAACUUCUACCUUUUUGCUUCAGAACUGGUAGAGACACAAAGGGAGUCCUCUCAAGGUUUGAAAUCAGGAAUUGCUCUCAAAAUGGUUGCAUACUAUAUAUGUGAAUUUAAAUGAGACAUUUUUUUUAAUCGGAUCAGAUUUUAUGUAAAAUGCUGAAAUAGACUUAAUUUAUUGCUGCCAGUAUUUUGUAAAGUACGUUAACUCUCAAUAGUUCCUCAGAAUAGAGCUAUUUUUGUAUUGAUUCUGGAACACAAAGAACUAACCUUUAGUUGGCUGACACCACUGUUCUAGAUCCAAAGCGACAUGAUUGGCUUCUAGAAAUAAUUGCCAUUUCAUUGGCCAAUAAACUCCAUCCUGUCUUCUGAUUGGUACUGAUGUAAGGAGAUGUUGUUUUCCCAGUUCUCACGUAUUUUUGUAUUUUUGUUUUGAGUAGCUCAAAUUCUUGGAUGGGAUAACCUACACACACACUUCAAUUUUCUGUCGGUUUAGAGUCACACCCUUGUUUUACCUAGACUGGCUGCCUGACUGUCCCAGUAUUAACAAGUACACAAAGGUUUAGACAGGACAGGUUGGCUAAAGCAGAGACCAACAGGCAUACACAAAGGAUAUGGAUUCCCAUGCAUUAACAGCCAAAUUCAAACUUCAGAACCAUGUUUACAUGAUGGAAUUUCAUGAGAAUCUCCUAUUGGCAUGGUUUACAUAAAAUAUUGAUGUUUACACACAGUCUUCAUGUUUAGGGACGAUUAUGGAAUGUUGGGUAACGAUUAAUUGUCAUGGAAAUAGCCACGGUUGUCAUUUUUGUUGAAAGAAGUUUUGAGCUUGUAAUCUUUAAACGUUGACUAUGACCAUGAAUACAACACACUUCUGCAAAGUUUACACACUUAUGUUUGUAAAUUUAAGGUUCUCCUCCCGACCGUGCCGUGCUGCUCUUAAAAUUAUUACCAACAUUACCCAUUUCUUGUAAAACUGCUAUUGGGUAACCACUGAACACAAACAUAUAAACGUGUGGCCCCAUGUUUCAUGAGCUGAAAUAAAAAAUUCCAGAAAUGUUC